Molecule: messenger RNA, 2270 nt
Organism: Capsicum annuum
Lineage: Eukaryota; Viridiplantae; Streptophyta; Magnoliopsida; Solanales; Solanaceae
Product: protein IWS1 homolog 1
Exons: 11
Coding region: 239-1810 (523 amino acids)
Biological process (GO): brassinosteroid mediated signaling pathway; regulation of DNA-templated transcription elongation
Source: RefSeq, a predicted model, not a curated record
GCAGAAGUAGUAGAUUAAAAGAUAGCAGGUCCAAUUUUACAUAGGAAACCAACCACCUCCAUCGCUACAUAUUACUUACUUAAACAACCUUUCCUAUCCUAUAAAAAUAAAAAUUGUCUUCGCAAGCAAAAAGUCGAAUUCAUUGAGCUACCGCCGCUUCAACAAAAUCAUCUCUCUCUUUAAGUAUUUUUUCCUCUCUUGUUCACCGUUUGUGUAGAAGGAAGUAGUAGCGUUCAAGAUGAGUUACAACAACGAUCCGUACGUAGAUGAGGAAGGAGAGGCAUUGGUGGACUUUGAUGAGGAUGUCCGAUCAGAUAAUGAGCAACAAGAACACUUCCUUGGUGACAAUCUGGACGAUGACGAUGCGUGGGAUCAGAGACAGCGAGAACGGUCACCGACCCCCGUAUAUGAUGAUCCUAAUAAGUCUAAGCCUAGGAAGAGGUUGGUUAAGAAAUCUUCGGCUAGAGAGAACACACCUGAUAUUGGUAUAGGAGAUGAGGAUUCUUAUGGCGGUGCUGCUGCUGAUGACAUGGUCAGCAUUGUGCGUGAUGAGUCGGACGGCGGUGGUCCUUCAUCAUCCUCUGCCGGUGGUGGGAAGAGGAAGAGGUAUGGUAUGGAGUUUAGUGAAGAGAAGAGGAAGGAGAAGAAGAGGAGAGAGAAAGGAGAGAAAAAGCUAAAGUUGAGAAAAAAUGGGGGUUACUCUGGAGGAAGCAGGUUAAAGGACCAGGAGGGUGAUCAGGAGAUGAAGGAGAUGUGGGAUACCAUAGCUGGUGGUGACUCUGAGGAUGACCAAGAAGGUCCAAAAACGCUGGAUGAUGAUAACUUCAUUGAUGAUAGUGGCGUGGAUCCAGCUGACAGGUAUGGAAGCGACAAUGAACCACAUUCUCCCAGCAGUGCUCCACAGGCUGAAGAAGGGGAAGAGGAUGACGAAAUCAAGCAGCUCUUCAAGGGAGGCAAGAAGAAAAAGAAAGCUGAAAAGAGUGCAGCAGAAAUCGCAUUGCUAGUAGAGAAUGUUAUGGCUGAGCUGGAAGUUGUUGCAGAAGAGGAUGCAGAACUGAAUAGACAUUCCAAACCUGCUAUAAAUAAACUAAAAAAACUCCCUCUUCUCAUAGAUGUCCUGUCUAAGAAGCAACUUCAGCAAGAAUUUUUAGAUCAUGGAGUGUUGACUCUUUUGAAGACUUGGCUUGAACCCCUUCCAGAUGGUAGCCUGCCCAAUAUAAACAUUCGUGCUGCAAUCCUGAAGAUCCUUUCUGAUUAUCCAAUUGAUCUUGAGCAGGCUGAUAGAAGAGAGCAUUUGAAAAAGAGUGGUCUCGGAAAGGUUAUUAUGUUUCUCUCGAAGUCCGAUGAGGAGACUACAUCUAACAGGAAACUUGCUAAGGAUUUGGUUGACAAAUGGAGUCGACCAAUAUUCAAAAAGAGUACAAAUUUUGAAGACAUGAGAAACUUUGAAGAUGAGAGAGCUGCUCAAUACAGGCGGCCUUCCUUGAAAAAACCCAUGAAUAAAGCAUCAGGAAUGGAAUCCAGAGACGAUGACCUUGACUUGGCUGGAUUUUCACAAGGCCAAAAAUCUGGUCAGUCAUCUACCAGACAACUUACAUCAAGGCCUGAAGCAAUGUCAAUGGAUUUUGUGGUGCGUCCCCAGUCUAAGAUUGAUCCUGAAGAAGUUAGGGCCAGGGCUAGAGCAAUGGUUCAAGACCAGCGCCGGAUGAAGAUGAAUAAGAAACUGCAGCAGUUAAAAGCACCAAAAAAGAAGAAACUCCAAGCUACAAAACUCAGUGUGGAGGGUCGUGGCAUGGUGAAGUACCUCUAGGCUCUAUUUAUUGUGCUUGCCCUUAAUAGGGUAAUUUGGGUCAGCUACACAGCAGUUCAAUGCACUGGAAUAUGGGUGUUCUUCUGAGAUCAGUAUCUGGACAGUGGCUAAUCGAAGUGCCUUGUGAAUGUGGGACAUGUACAUCAUUUUUGAAACUAGUUUGAGGGCUUCUAGUAUGUUGUGCUACUGAUCAGACGCCAUGAUUAGUGGUGUCGUAUGUUAUUUACUUGUAUUAUUCCUUCCUCAGCCGCCUCCUGAGGAUGUCAUCUUCAAUGUAAUAUGUUGGCAUGUCAGCUAAAAACCAAAUAAAGAUAAGGUAGCUGAUACUCAUUAGUUUCGUUUCCCAGUUCCCAAAUAAGUUCCAAGUCAUUAAUGUAAUGGAAGUCAUGGCUGUUACUACGGGUGAUGCAACUCGGAAUUAGUUAUUGCCGUUUGGACUGUAGUAUGAUGUUUUCCUGAA